GAGGUUGGCGUCGGAAACGGUUAAUUAUUUUAAGCUUAUAUAAAACGUGAACAAUAGUGGCAUCUGCUGGUCCGGAAUACAGAUCACACAUGUGAAUGUUUAUAAAGCCGUCUUUUCUCGUCUUGUUCAAUAACAAUUAGUGGCGCAAUGGUUAGGUGUGCGCAUUGAAAAAAAAGGUCUAAGUAUAAGGGCGGGUUUGUAUCCCGUAACUGCUUUCCAGUUACUUUACUCUUUUAAAACUAUGCAUCGGACUAUGUUUCGCAUGAUUAAAAGCUUGCCUAUACUAACUUAAACGAAUUAUAUCAACCAAAAUUGUGGUACAUCAACUCAACGUUUUCUAAACUCUAACAGGGUUCUAAUGAAAUGCCACCACCUAUUUCUAUUUUUGUCCCGGACACUUCCUGGUGCGCCACCGAAAAACAUUACCCAUCUACAAAACGUUAGUACCUAAAUUGUUUAAAACGGUGUCCAGUAGAGGCCGGUGUUUGCACCAUAAAUUCGAAGAACUUCGGAAACCGGCAUUCCGCAUCAAGCUGUGGAAACAAAUUACGUAUAAUAUCGGAACAGCACGUGAUCAAACUGACCUUUGGACGUCAUUUAUCACGUGAUAUUGUCACUUUGAAACAAGGAUGCGCAGAAUAUGUCGAGUUGGUAGUGCUUUGAGAAUUGAACUGUUGGCCUACUUCGGAACUCCGGUUGCAACCUUCAGUUUUUUAGCCAACGGAAAAAUUGCACGUUACUUGAAUAAAUUAGUAACGUUGAGACUGCUGGUGACAGCAUUACGAGAGUUAGCUGAGAGGUAGUGGAACUGACUAAAACUGGCGGCGAUGGGAGGUGUUCGGUGGGCGUUCCGUGGUGGCUCAUGGACACCAACCCGGUCGGAGUGGCUGCUGGCGUCCCGGUGUGUGCAGCGUGAAGAGAGAGAACGGAUUGGACAAUUCAUGUUUUCCAAAGAUGCGAAAUCAGCCAUGGCUGGGAGGUUGUUGCUAAGGAGGUUGGUGUGUGAGAAGAUAGGUGUCCCCUGGGCUGACUUCCAUCUGGAGCGCACUCCCAGAGGAAAGCCAUACCUCGCCAGCCCUGAAGCCGGGGGUUGGAGUUUUAACCUCUCCCACCAGGGCGACUACACUGUACUGGCUGCUGAACAGGGGCUGCUGGUGGGAGUAGAUGUAAUGAAGACCACCAUGCCAGGUAGCAGUUCGGUACCUCAAUUUUUCCAGAUUAUGACAAGGCAGUUUACGGAACGUGAAUGGAGUGUUAUCCGCAGCGCAGGAUCGGAAUGGGAGCAACUGACCAUGUUCUACAGACACUGGGCCCUGAAGGAGAGCUUCAUUAAGGCGAUUGGGACAGGGCUGGGCUUCAACCUGCAGAGGGCAGAGUUUCACCUCACAGAGGAGCCGCUCACAGAAGGCAAGGUGUGCAACGGGACUAGAAUGCACCUGGACGAGGAGCUAGAGGAGGGCUGGGUCUUUGAGGAGAGCCUGUUGGACAGGGACCACCAUGUGGCUGUAGCACUGGGACCCGGGGUUGAAUCUGCGCUUUCCCCGGCCAUCCUCUGUCCUUCCCCUUCCUUCACCCUCCUCUCCUUCAGUGACCUGAUCAGCAUGGCCACGCCCAUCUUAGAAGAAGACUCUUCCUACUGGGAGAGUUUCCAGAAGAAGGCGGAAGCCCCGAAGAGACAGAGCGACAUGCACCGAUGAGCCAGUUUACAUAACUCA
Messenger RNA from Esox lucius (northern pike), 1715 nucleotides. RefSeq names its product aminoadipate-semialdehyde dehydrogenase-phosphopantetheinyl transferase (gene aasdhppt). Gene Ontology annotation, cellular component: cytosol. The transcript has 7 exons. Gene Ontology annotation, molecular function: magnesium ion binding; holo-[acyl-carrier-protein] synthase activity. NCBI's taxonomy places the organism in Eukaryota, Metazoa, Chordata, Actinopteri, Esociformes, Esocidae. The record is from RefSeq and is a predicted model, not a curated record. Bases 828 to 1697 code for a protein of 289 amino acids.